AUGGCGCAACCAGACAUAUCGCAGAUUCUAGCUGCACUCGCAGCGCAGCAGGCUCCCGCGAAUGGCACACCACAACAAGCUGCACCGCAGCAUCCUCCCCCUAACCAGCCACCGCCAGGUUAUCCACCCAUGGGACUACCAUCAGCACCUCCCAGCGCGCCACCACAGCAGAAUCCAUACCUUCCGCAGCCUUCACACAUGGGCAAUGUCGACCUAAGUGCGAUCAAGCCGGUUAGUAGCGGGUCUGUGAGCAUUGCAGAUGCUAUCGCGAAGGCAAGGGGCAUUGCCGAGAGCCACGGCGUCCAGUCUUAUGAGAAUCGUCAAGCUUCUGCAACUCCUCGUGGCGGCGAUCCGCGCCUGGCGGGCAGAGCUGGUCGACGUUCGAGAUCGAGAUCGCGCUCACCACCACGACGCGAUAAUUACGGCGGAAACCCAUACCGUGACGAGCGCCGCGAGGAUCCACGCCGAGGCAGCUACCGUCGGUCUCCUUCACAAGAUCGUAAUGACUUCCGCGGCGGCCGCGGCGGUCCACCGAUGGGCAACCAACGUGGUGGAGAUACCGAGACCGAGACCAUCCGUGUAAAGUCUUCUCUCGUAGGUUUGAUCAUUGGGCGCAACGGUGAGAACCUCCGUAAGGUUGAGGCCGAAACCGGUGCACGCGUUCAAUUCAUUCAGGCAAGUGAUAAGCACCAAGCUGAACGCCAAUGCACCAUUUCUGGUUCCACACGCGCACGAGAGAACGCGAAGACGGCCAUUUUCACUAUAAUCGAGGAGAAUGGUGGCAGCACGCCAUCUCAAGAUAGAGGCGCAUACACACCCGGCAUGCCUGGUAGGGCCAAGGUAAACCUACCUGCAUUACGCGAAGGUGAGGCUAGCAGUCAGAUCAUGGUACCAGACAAGACGGUGGGCUUGAUCAUCGGACGUGGCGGUGAAACCAUCAAGGAACUCCAAGAGAAGUCUGGAUGCCAUGUCAACAUCGUAGGAGAGAACAAGAGCGUGAACGGUCUGCGCCCUGUCAAUCUCAUUGGCAGCGAGCGUGCUACAGCUCUAGCCAAGGAGCUCAUCCUGGAGAUCGUCGAGAGCGACAGCCGUGAUCAACGUAGUGGUGGAGGCGGUGGUGGUUCCGGUACCAAUGCAGUCGACCAGAUGCGCGACCGUGGCUAUCAGAAUGACAACCGUGGUGGCCGCGGUGGCGGCGGCGGCGGUUAUGGCGGAGGUGCUGGUGGUCGUGAUCACAUCGAGAAGACUAUCCAGGUGCCAUCUUCAGCUGUCGGCAUGAUUAUUGGCAAAGGCGGCGAGACCAUCAAGGACAUGCAGCGCACGAGUGGCUGCAAGAUCAACGUCAACCAGCCUCAGCAACCGGACCACCACCGAAACAUUGACCUUGCAGGUACGGCAAGAGCAAUGGAGGAAGCAGAACGUAUCAUCUGGGAGAAGGUCGAGACUGUUCGGCAGCGUGAUGCUGCUGCUGGUCGUGGUGACGGUGGACGUGACCAAGGCCAAUCACAGUAUGAUGGAUACUCACAGCAGCAGCAAGCACCUCCUCAGGUGCCCAGCUAUGGGUCGUACAUGGGUGCCGGAGCGCCACAGGUACCCCCAGCAAUGCCGGCAUUCCAGAUGCCACCCAUGCAACAAGCGACGCCACAGCCUGGAGCGCAGCCAUCGAGUGAUCAGCCGGCCCCGGACCCAUACGCCGUGCAACAGUGGUAUGCGCAAUGGUAUGCGCAGCAGAUGAGCAACCAAGGCGGCGCACCACCAGGCGCUCAGUAA
Fulvia fulva is the source of this 1770-nucleotide messenger RNA. RefSeq names its product Far upstream element-binding protein 3. Gene Ontology annotation, biological process: regulation of gene expression. The record is from RefSeq and is a predicted model, not a curated record. NCBI's taxonomy places the organism in Eukaryota, Fungi, Ascomycota, Dothideomycetes, Mycosphaerellales, Mycosphaerellaceae. The coding region runs from base 1 to 1770 and encodes 589 amino acids. The transcript has 2 exons. Gene Ontology annotation, molecular function: mRNA binding. Gene Ontology annotation, cellular component: cytoplasm; nucleus.